Messenger RNA from Meyerozyma guilliermondii ATCC 6260, 2448 nucleotides. RefSeq names its product mRNA splicing protein. The transcript has a single exon. NCBI's taxonomy places the organism in Eukaryota, Fungi, Ascomycota, Pichiomycetes, Serinales, Debaryomycetaceae. Gene Ontology annotation, molecular function: protein binding. The record is from RefSeq and is a predicted model, not a curated record. Gene Ontology annotation, biological process: mRNA splicing, via spliceosome; generation of catalytic spliceosome for first transesterification step. Gene Ontology annotation, cellular component: post-mRNA release spliceosomal complex; U2-type catalytic step 2 spliceosome; Prp19 complex. The coding region runs from base 1 to 2448 and encodes 815 amino acids.
AUGUGGUCAAUAGAUGAGUUCGUACGACCGGAAGACCAACCUUAUGAGGUCGAAAUUCUGAAAAAUCCCAAUAGUGUCGACUCGUGGUUCAAGUAUUAUCGGUCCAAGCGCGACGGGAGCUUCAAAAAUAAGAUAUUUGUUCUUGAAAGAGCAGUUCGUCAGUUUCCAGAAAAUGAUGAAUUUUGGUCUUUGUACUUGGAAACAUGUCAGAAAGAGCUCGCGAGCUCGAAACCAGAAGCAACAACAACACAGGUCAACAGGGUAUUUCAGAGACUGCUACUACACUUUCAAAACGAUGUUAACUGGUGGCUAAAGUACCUCGUCUACCUUCUCAAAACCCAACCAUUCGAAAUAUCUUUGAUACGACGAAGCUUCAACGAGUGUUUGUUUCGGAUUUCAGUAGAGGACCACGUCAAAAUUUGGCCCACUUACCUUGAGUUUGCAGAAACGGCAGGCGGUGCCACGGGUGCCAACAUAUAUCGCAAACUACUAUGUUUUGCAACUCCCGAAGAAUUGGCCAAAGGAGACGAGUUUUCCUCCUUGGCUUCGCUAGAGUCUGUGGUGUUCAAGCUCAUUGAAUAUGGCGACACAAAAUCGUCACUGGAAAUUCUCAAGCAAAUUUUAAACCAGCCCGCACUUUCGUCAACUUUGACUACUUCUCCAUUCCAUUUUUUCCUCCAUUAUCUCGACCUUCUUGUACAAUUUGCAGCUGUGCCAGAAACAGACAAGCUCAUUGAAGAUUUGGUCAAGUCGACGCUACCAAAAUACUCCGAUGAAGCAGGAAAAGUAUACUGCAAAGUCGCACAGUACUUUAUUAAGCGUCAAGAUAGCGACAGAGCUCGCCAGUACUUUGACCAGGGACUUCGAGAAUGUGUCACGGCUGAAGACUUUGCCUUGAUAUACGACUCGUACACUUCUUUUGAGGAAGAAAUUUUGCUGAACUUGGCAGAAGACGACCCUGAGGUGGACAACUACCUUGAGAAAUACGAGAAACUACUUGACCAGCGCUCACUACUUCUUAAUGAUAUGUUCCUACGCCAAGACGAAAACAACAUCGACAACUGGUUUGGCCGUGUUUCCAUUUUCAAAGAAAAAAAUGAUACAAAUUCUGUGCUCACCACCUAUGCAAGGGCGCUCACCCAAAUAAACCCUUUGAAAGCCUACAGUCUUCUGAAACGCUCUGAGCAUACUCUCCCGAAACUCUGGAGUGACUACGCCCAAGUUUACUCUUCUCACAAAGACUACGAUACUGCUGACUUCAUAUUUGCAAAAGCUGUGAAAACCAAAUUCAAAAGCCCCGACGACUUGGCUACAAUUUACAUAGAAUGGUCCAAGCUAUGGCUCGAGAAGGACUUUGAGAAGUCAGUUGCUAUUCUCCGGACUGCCUUGGAGAGUGAAAUCGAACACCCAGAUACAGUCGACUAUACUAAUUCCAGUGUACCGAUAUCCGAAAGAUUAGUUAAAUCUAUAAAGUUGUGGUCCUACUACCUCGAUCUCCUAGAGUCAAGCAUAGACUACGAAGAUCCCGAAGGCAGUAAAAAAGCUAUAGAUGAUGUGGAAAAUGGCUACAAUCGUUUGGUUGAACUCAAAAUUGCUACACCAUUGACCAUAGUGAAUUUUGCAUCUUUCUAUGAAGAUCUCAAAUUUUAUGAGCGUUCCUAUACGGUAUAUGAAAUGGGACUCAAAGUGUUUAAGGACUCUCGAGUAAGAUUCGAAAUAUGGAAUGUGUACUUGUCCAAACUAUACAAACGACAGGCGAGCAAAGAACGUACCAGAGAACUAUUUGAAAAAGCCAUCUAUGGUUCUGAAGACGACAGUUGUCCGGCUGAUCUUUGCAAGCCCCUUGUACUAUUGUACUCUCAAUUUGAACAUGAAAACGGAAUGGAUUUAAAGUCUGUCAAAGUGUUAAAAGACGGUAUCCAGAAAAUAUCGAAAGCCUUAGAUACAAAAGAACUCACCGAUAAAAGGGUUAUGGCGAGCGAUUUACUUGAAGAUAAAGUUGCAUUGUACAACAUUAUUCUAGUGAGAGUGGAAAGUAUUGGCGACAAGUCUUUAACGAGAGAAACUUACGAACAGUGCUUGCAGGAUAAGCACUUGAAAUUAUCACACAUUGUCACUUUUACGCUUCGUUUCAUAAAGUACGAGUCUUCUCUUGGUGAGACAACUCGAACUCGAGCUCUUUUCAAGUAUGUUUGCAAUCUUGGCCAUCCUGAGCUUCCCAUUUUGGUGAGAGCAUGGGACGAAUGGGAGCAAUUUGAGUUGAAAAAUGGAAAUGAAACAACUUUCAAGGACAUGUUACAGUUCAGAAGAACUGUUAAGGAGUCUUCAGAGGCCGCGGAACAGCUUAAAGCGGGUAUCAAUCCAAUGGGGUUUGUUAAAGAGAAUAAAAAAAGACCCCGGGAAGAAGAGACAAACAAUCCAGAUACCAUAGACAUAGAUAUGGAUUGA